Xiphophorus hellerii (green swordtail) is the source of this 8304-nucleotide messenger RNA. It is a transcript of the gene thsd4, whose product is annotated as thrombospondin type 1 domain containing 4. The transcript is spliced from 19 exons. Gene Ontology annotation, biological process: proteolysis; extracellular matrix organization. Lineage: Eukaryota; Metazoa; Chordata; Actinopteri; Cyprinodontiformes; Poeciliidae. Gene Ontology annotation, cellular component: extracellular matrix. The record is from RefSeq and is a predicted model, not a curated record. Gene Ontology annotation, molecular function: metalloendopeptidase activity. Bases 345 to 3287 code for a protein of 980 amino acids.
UAGGCUGGCUGAGGCAGGGGGCGCAGCAGAGGGUGUUUUUCUUCUGCCGUGUCAGUUUUCAACUCUCUGUCACAGCCCUUGUGUUUGCGCGUAAAAGCAGAACCGCUGGAGUUUCAAUGAAGAGCUACAGACGGGGCUUAUGGUCUGAUUGAUCCAGAAUUCCCAACAUGGCUUCAGUGGGUCACAUGGAUCUGCACCAGGUAUUGAGAGGGAAGACUUCCAUUUCUUCACAGAUUCAAGAUUCUAUUGUGAGGAUGCCUGCGCUUGGAGAGGAUACACCAGUAUAAAAAGCAGAAACGCUUCAACAUUAGGCUACAGUGUCCAACACUGUGGAACGAGUCGCCAUGCUAGAAGUCAGGAUUUGGUCCAUCAGACUAUCUGUUCAGCUGCUGCUUUGGUCACAACUCCUGGACAGUCAACAAACAGCAGAUCACAGGAAGGUGCCUCAGAGGACAGAGUCUCAACAGGAGUUCAGGUCAGAGUAUGGGGAAAUUCAGGGAGCCUGGGGCACCUGGGGUGCCUGGUCAACCUGCUCCCGGACAUGUGGGAAAGGGGUACAAGAACAGACGAGGCCCUGUCUGUCUGUGUACACUCAAUACCCCUCCAGAGGAGCUGCCUUUCAGCCCCAGCAGCCAGGCCAUGUCAUUUCAGCUUUGAAACCUGCUGCUGCUCCACGCCACAGUGGUGUCAGAGCCUUCAACAACAGCAGCAGCAGGGGAGAGCUGAGGAGGGAGAAGCAGAGCAGGCCAGGCGAACGCAGCUCUGCAGGAAACCUGUCCUGGGACACUGUAUACAGGACAUGGAAGGUCACCCACAUUGUCCCAGGGAAGUACGGCUAUGGACGAGCACCUCAUGUGGCUCCACUGUUAGUGGAUUCAGGCAGAGGCUCAGCUUCUCCUCGCCUCCACAGACAAAAACGCUCUCCUGCUGCUAACUCCCUCCAGGCCUUUCCUAGAGGGCACACCAACCCCAGAUCACACAAACUGGAUGCCUCCAACAACCUCCAUCGCUUUACCAGGCCAUAUGUGCAUCCCAGGACUCAACAUCCAAGGAAUAACCAACUCUGGACUUCCCUUUACCAGCCUGUAUCCUCUAACCAGGCUGAGGUCCAGACUGGGAGUCACACCUCCAGCCACCAGCUGCACAAGGAGAGACCUUACAACCCAUUGCCUUCAUCCUUCUGUACAGGGGAGCAUGCUCACUACAGGAUCUGCAACAGUAAUGAUUGUCCUCCAUCCAGCAAAGACAUCAGAGCGGUUCAGUGUUCUUCCUACAACAACCAGCCUUUCAUGGGCAGACUCUAUAAAUGGGAACCUUUUAAUGAAGUUUCUGGGGGGCAGCAUUGUGAGCUAAACUGCCGGGCCACUGGGUUCAGAUUCUACGUGCGACAGUCAGACAGGGUGAUUGAUGGCACACCGUGUGGACAGAAUGAAACAAAUCUUUGUGUGGCGGGACGAUGCGCGAGCCUUGGGUGCGAUGAGUAUCUUGGAUCUGGGAAGGUGGUUGACAAAUGUGGCGUGUGCGGAGGUGACAACUCAACCUGCAGGCUGGUCUCAGGAGUGUUCAAACACAGCUUGUCCAAGAUUGGCUACCACAAGAUCGUGGAGAUCCCAGAGGGAGCCACAAGGAUCAACGUGACGGAGAUGGUGAAGAGCAGAAACUACUUGGCUCUGCGAAGCCGUUCAGGGAGAUCCAUUAUAAAUGGAAACUGGGCUAUCGACCGACCGGGGAAAUAUGAGGGUGGAGGUACCAUGUUCACCUACCGCAGACCCAAUGAGAUCAGCAGUACAGCUGGGGAAUCCUUUCUUGCUGAGGGCCCCACCAAUGAAAUUCUGGAUGUUUAUAUGAUCUUUCAACAACCAAACCCUGGGGUUCACUACGAGUACAUUCUCCCCUCUGAGAAAACCGUCAAGCCUCAGCAACCAACACAAACAGCAGAAGAAUCUGCGAGAGGAGAGGAUGAGUAUACGCAGCAGAUCCACACGCAGCAGGAGAACUUCAACUCUGCAGGUGGGGGAAGAUAUCACCCACAUCUUCCUGACAACCAGGUACCUGCUGUGGUUCCUCCAAGACGUGAUAGGGAGUACAACUGGAAACUGACUGGUACCACAGAAUGCAGCUCCUCCUGUGGAAAAGGUUUCAGAAAUUCAAUCUUCCGCUGCGUCCACCGGCUGAAUCACGUCGAGGUGUCAGAUGCUUUUUGUGAAAGCAGCAGCCGCCCAGGUCCACAGGAGGAGGCCUGCAACUUGCAGCCCUGCCCAGCAUUUUGGGAUAUCGGAGAGUGGUCAGAGUGCAGCAAGACCUGUGGACUGGGCAUGCAGCACCGGCAGGUUCUGUGCCGCCAAGUCUAUGCCAAUCGCACCCUCAACGUCCACAUGAGCCGCUGUCAACACCUCGAGCGACCCGAAACGGCCAGUACCUGCCAGCUCAAGAUCUGCAGUGAGUGGCAGAUCCGCUCUGAGUGGACAUCUUGUUCGGUGCCAUGCGGGGUGGGUCAGAGGUCAAGAGAGGUGCGCUGUGUCAGCAACGUGGGUGACUUCGUUCCUGAUGAGGAGUGCAACAUGAACCUGCGACCCACCAACGUAGAGAACUGCGACAUGGGAGCCUGUGCCAAGAGCUGGUUCUACACUGAGUGGGGAAACAGGUGUUCCGCUGAAUGCGGGAUGGGUGUCCGAACCCGCAGCAUUCUUUGCCUGACCAACCACAUCAGCAGCCUCCCUCUGGAGGGGUGUGGCAGCGAGCGGCCUGCAGACUCCCAGGUCUGCAACAACGGUCCCUGUGACAAUCGAAUCGAGUGGUUCACAGGUCCUUGGAGCCAGUGCUCUGCAGAAUGUGGCACAGGCAGUCAGCAGAGGUCAGUGGUGUGCCUGAUAAAGUCUGAUGAAGGAUUUACCGUCAUGCCACCCUAUGAAUGCUCAUCCUUGGACCGACCACUCAGUCAGCAGAGCUGCAACAUUAAGACCUGUGGGGCGAAGUGGUACCACACUGACUGGAGUGCGUGUUCAAAAACAUGUGAAGGAGGUUUCCGCGUUCGGGAGGUGCGCUGUCUGUCAGACGACAUGCUGUCCUCUGAGGCCUGUGAUGAGCAGCUGAGACCAGCGGACAGGGAGGACUGCAGCCCUGAGCCCUGCAUACCUCAGAUAGACCUGAACUGCAGAGACAAGUACUACAACUGCAACGUGGUGGUCCAGGCUCGCCUCUGUGUUUACGAUUAUUACAAAACAGCAUGCUGUGCAUCAUGUUCACGCAUUGCACACAAACAGAAAGUACACCGAGGUCACAGCUAGCACCGACUUCCUGACGAUCCUAAUUCACACCCACUAAAGGCUCUCUGACCCUGAGCCUACCUGGACAGACAUACAUACAGACAGGACCUUUUCCAGAAAGGACCCUCGUUAAUGUUAAGAGGGAUGAAAACUUGAGAAGGACCAUUUGUGUUGGAUCUUUUACAGGUUGCUGUUGGGGAACAAAAAAGGCUACAAAUCAUGUGUGACAUGAAUCUAGGUGCUGGAAAUAAGGAACGUUAUCCGGAUCAACGAGAGCCACAACAAACAGAGGAAUCAGAAAAACUUGUUGGUUUCUUGUUCCUCAGUUUGAGAUGAACCGUCUGGCUCUUGUGCAUCACUUUGUCCAGAGGAGACUGCCAGUAAACCCUCUGUGGAGGAUAUAUUCUAACAAAGUGGAAACUGUCCAGCAUAUAAUAAGCGGUUUCACAUCCAGCCUCACUAACAUCGGUUCAUUAAACUGAGCUCAGCACAAAAACAUUCCUUUCAUAAACAAAUUCUGUGCAUUAAACCCUCCGUGGGGCUAACGACGUGUCCGUUCCUACACUGCCCUGAGAUGUAAAAGCAACUUUUGUAAUAUAAUUAUCUGUAUAUGUGUUUGUGUAUAACAACGUUUGAUAAUUUUUUUGUUUUUUUUAAUGGUUCUCUGACCCUCCCACGUAACCUAAAAGGAGGGGGGAGUCCUCUUUAUUUAUGUAUGUGACUCUCCAGGGUGGAUGCUACUUUAUCGGCCACUGGUGGUUUCUUUUCAGCUGUUCUGCCUCUAAGCCAAUCACAGCCUCUGAACUGGAUGUGGGCGUCCCUCUGCUGGAUGGCAGAACCAGAUGCUCCAAACACUGGUGAUUUUUGACAAAUUGAAAACAUGAUAUUUUUUUUUCUUCCCUGUGGGUCAUAAACAAUAAUUGAAAAUGUACACACAACUUUUAAAAUAUUAUUAAUGCUUUAUUGAUAUAGCUGCAUUGUACAGAUGGCUUGAUUUGAUAUGUCUGUGGUUCAUAAAUUUCUGUUUAUAAUUUAGCUCUUUUUACCUUAACAAUGUUGUUUAUAAACUUUCUCAUGUAGUACCUCACAAGUGUUGAGCAUUGUUAUUACUAAUCCCCUCUCAAUUUACCUCUGGCUACUGAUUAGAGGUAUUUCAAUAGUUGAGAUUAUAAUUAAGACGUUACACACAAUUUCAGACCUUCAUUUCUGUGAAUGAGACCCAAAAAAGGUUUGUCUGCAUUUUAGAUCUUCUUCAGCUUAACAAUACUCCACUGAUUCUCUAUUGGGUUUUGGUCAAGCUGGUUUGCUGGCUAGUCUAGGACAGAAAUACUGUUAUUAAACCAGAUAUCUGCACUUUUGUCAGUAUGGAUAAGUGCCAUGUUCAAUUCCUUUCGAGCAAAGGAAAUGAACAUUUCCCUAAAAGUUGUUGAGAAAAUUCUGAACAGCUGCACUGACUUCGGACUCGAUGAACCAGUGAACUCCAGACACGACUCUUUAAAUCUUCACUAACUUUACACUGAACCCUAAUCAAGUUGUACUCUGUGCAUCUCCACUUUUCUUCUAAUCUCUGGAUUUCUAAAUGAAAUGCUAAGAUUAUAUUAAUCUGAAAAUCUGAAAAGAUCAUACCUUGAUGUAUGUGAUUCCAGAUGGGUUAAAGCAAAGAAUGCAGCAGCUGUAGUUUAUGUCCUGGACAUGUCUAUGUGUGGUGGAUCAUGAAGCACUGACUCCAGCUGCAGGCCACACUUUGUAAAUCAAUCCCAACUCUUGAAUAUUUUUUGUUAUCCCAGCCUGGGUGAACUAAUUUUCUCUCUAAAAUAAGCCAUGGGAGGAUGCAAAUUGUUCAUUGAUCCUCACCUUUACCCUGUUCUCCGUCUCACCAAAGGAGAAGCUUGUGUAUGCAUCUGUGUGAAUAACAGCAGAAAAAAAGAACGGUUUCAGAUUCAGCAUGCCAUCAAUAGAUUUGGUUUGUUAUCAUAAAAACUCAAAUAUAUGAAUUAAUUCAACCAUUUGUUCUUUUUGGGGAAAAAAGUCAAGUAAAUGUGAAAAAAAACCCACAAUCUAUUCUCUAUUCUUUUUUUUUGUUUACCUUUGAGGAUGUAAUUUACAUAGACUAUGUUUAAAAACGUGAAAGCUAUAGGUGGUAUGGGACUCAUAAACCUUUUCUAAGAAGAUUGCACUUUUCUGAUGGUGGUUGUUGGUGGAUUUCACAUUUUUGGUGAAGAUUUCCCUCAUUUUCUACAAACAGACUCUGUGAAUCGGUCUAGUGGCGGCUUGUUGCUGCCCCAAACGGGUCAGAUGUUCAAACUGAGCGCUCAUCUCCUGUUUAAAUGACAAAUUGUGGCAUGUGGGUUCUUAAAUUUAUUUAUCUUUUUCUAGUUUGACCUAUGUUUAACCAUUGGCAGGUGCAAUUUUCUAGUCAAUAUGUGCUAUCAUCUGAAAGCAAUCUUUCCUUUUGAAACACGAUGUUCUCCUUUCAUGGCUACACUUUUUCUCAAAAACAUGCUAAACAAUAACUUAAAAAAUGAAAACCUCAUGGAUUUGACAUAGUAGAAACUUUAGUAGUUAUACUAAGACAUUAACACAGUUUACAUUUAUUUAAACUGUGUUUAAAUAAGCACAGUUUAUUUAAAGGCAAGUGAAAGAUUUGGAUUAAUAUGUAAAAAUGCUUCACACAUCCAUGAAGCUACAGGUUGCUGCAUGUUUGUCUUCAAUACAUUUUGUCCUAGAGUUGCAGGUCACUUACCUUGUAAUCCUCAACAAAUUUGUCGAGAGCCAGUGGGAGUUUGGAGUUUAUUAUCAAUCCAAGAGGAAAUUAUAUUAAAUAAUUUCUGUUUUUCAUUGAAAGCAAAGACUUAACUAUAUUACUUUAGAGCCAUCUAGUGGAUAAAGUUUGCACCAACAUGCAGGACUCCUGAUUUACCUCCUGUGUGAGCAAUGCUCCAACCUAACAUGUUUCAUAUUUUAGUAAAGGUUUGAAUAUUUUUUAUGUAGCUAAUCAGAAGGAGCAGAAUAAUGAACUGAAGUUCUUUAACCACUGAACUCAUUUUUAAAAUUUUAAUGGUUGCAUGUUGAAUGAUAAAUGUUGAUAGCAUGUCAAACGCUACUGGAAUUCAUUCUUAGUUUUGACCAAAAAAUACAUACAUUCUUGAGUGUAAACAGCUGUUGUUUCAUGUUGUAACAAGAAAAUACUUUAAUUCAGGUCCCUUUUCAUGCCAACGUCUGUUUUUUUGAUGGUGGAAUGCUUAAGCAAUGAACAAACAUGAACAGAAGCUUUUGUUUUCAGUUUUGGUAAACUUUCCUAACUAUUUUAAAGAUAUUCUUAUGUCCUGUUUUUUUUUUUUCUUUCUUUCUUUUACAAUCUUGAUCCAGGCCUCACUUAUUUUUGGUUGCAUGCUGUACAAUAGGAAAUGCCAAAAUGGUUUGAAAAGUUAUUAACAUAUAUUUUAAUAACUUUUUUACUAACAGAAAUUUGUAUUUAAAUUUGCUCCUCUUUUUUAGGCUUUUGAGGUUUGUAUCUAUCAGCGUUCCAUUACUAGAAACUGAGUUUUUGUUGAUUGUGCUUUUUCAAAGUAGUUCAAAUUCAGUCAUUCUGGGUGGAGAGGGUUUGUGAAAAGUUCCCAGACAUGCAUUUAUUUUAAAUCUCAAAUAUUCCAUUUUAACACUUUGUAUUUGUUUGUCAUGUUCAAAGAGAAACCGCAACUGCAGUUACAAGCCUUUUGCAGCUUUUAACGGGUUUUCUUUCAGUAAUUGCUGACAUUUAGCUUCACCCAAAUUACCCUAAAUCCUGAAAAGCUUCCAUGUGUCUGAUGAAAAAUAGUAUUCCAGCAGCAUUAUGUUGGAGUGUUAGGAGCCUCUAAAGUGCUACUUUUGUUAGUUUAUUUAAGGGUCCCCAUUAGUUUCUACUUUUCUUCCCAGGAUGCAUGCCUCAAAUAUUGCAAUAACAUCACGCUUUUAGAAAAAAGACAAUAAAAUAUAUUUUUAUAAGGUGCUUUUUAAUCUGUAAUUAAUGUAAUUAGAGAAGCCAACAUGCUCCAGUACUAAAAAGCUCUAUACACAACUGUUUUUUUUUUUUUUUGAGAAUGUUAGCUGGAGGCAGAAGUACGGUAAUAUAAAAGUAACAAUAGAGGCUUGUCUAAUAUUAACAUGUCUAUUGUAGGGGGGGUGUCUUUUCUAUAUGUAAACUAAAAUAAUACUUUCUACUCAAACUGCAAGCAGGACUUCUUAUAGCCUUCUUUCAAAAACAGUUUUCCUCUUGCCACACGAGCUGUAUGCAAACUAAAAUGGAUUCCUGCAUGUGGAAAAGAGUAGCUGCAUGAAACACAGCACACAAUUUCCAGUGUUUCUGAUAAAAAAUCUUCUGUUUUAAACAAUUACUUAGAACUAACCAAAGAAAAAAAAAAGUUGAUCUGCAGAAUGUCGACAAAACUGAGAUGAUUCACAACUUUAUCUCUAAGUCUGUGUAACUUCAUCAGUGCUGCAGUUGGCAGUGUACAAAGCCCUUUGAGGUCAUAACUUACGCCCCUGUCCAAGUAGCAUGGCUUCCAGGCAGCUUUGGAACAAAAAGAACGGAUUUCCACAUCUAUGGCUCCGCAACAGUCAGACUUAGUCACUCCAAAGGCCAAGUGGAAGAAAGACUUUUGCACCAAAGUAAGAAUAGGACACUCUCUAGCACACCGCAGGGAAAUAGAAGACGGAUGUAAUCUAAGACUCAGCAGUAGUCAAAAAACUAUAACAAGAAGAAAAAGGGCAAUAAUCUCACUGUUAGUUUUGGAAUUGUGUCUUUAUAAAUAACCACAGACAGCCACAUGGCUGACUAGAAUAUGAAUGUGUGUGCAGUACUGCAGCCUCUGUUCUCCUCCUUUCAGCAACACCAUUGACUUUGGGACUAAAUCAUCUCAGUUCUCAGUAAAAGGCAGCUAACACCUUCAGGGUAUCAUUACCCAGUCAGUAGACUGGCCUGAAAUGACAUCAGGAUGGAAUAUCUCAGGAGAAUCGGAGUGAAACUGCAACAAAAGUGCUUAAAGAAUGAAAAAAAAAA